AUGGGGAGUAUAGAGCCUGAGGGCAACCCUCCCUACUUUGCACGCGAGCCCAUUGCGAUAGUGGGCAGCAGCUGCCGUUUCCCCGGUGGCGCAACCUCUCCAUCCAAGCUUUGGGAGCUCCUAGAGAAACCUCGAGACGUCUUGCAAGAAAUACCAGCCACUCGUUUCAACACCAAAGCAUUCUACCACCCAGACAGCCAGCACCACGGAAGUGCGAACGUCAAGCAUGCCUAUCUUCUCGAUGAGGACCCUCGCGCCUUUGAUCGCGACUUCUUCUCCAUUAACCCCAAGGAGGCUGAGGCCAUGGAUCCCCAGCAACGCUUGCUUCUCGAGACAGUAUACGAGGGCAUUGAAUCUACUGGUUACUCUACGCAACAGCUUCGGGGGUCAUCUACCGCGGUGUUCGUUGGAUGCAUGAGCUUCGACUACCAGUUCACUGCCAUCCGGGGCAUUGACAGCCUGCCUCAGUACCACGGAACUGGUACUGCCGCAUCCAUUUUGGCUAACCGCGUGUCAUACUUUUAUGACUGGAAAGGUCCCUCAGUGGCCAUCGAUACAGCCUGCUCAUCUAGCCUGGUCGCCCUGCACCAGGCAGUUUCUGCCCUUCGAAAUGGCGAGGCCGAGAUGGCAGUCGCAGCGGGCUCAAAUCUCAUAAUCGGACCCGAGCCAUUCAUUAGCGAAUCCAAGGGGGAGGGCUUCGCGGCCAUCUUCCUCAAGACACUCAGCCAAGCUAUCGCCGAUGGUGAUCACAUUGAAAGUAUCAUUCGUGAGACCGGAGUCAACUCUGAUGGCAAGACGCCAGGCAUCACAAUGCCGAGCUCCGAGUCACAAGCACAACUUAUCCGGGACACGUACGCCAGGUGCGGGCUCAACCCAGCUCGUGAAUCCGACCGCCCACAGUACUUUGAAGCCCAUGGCACGGGCACGCAGGCGGGUGACCCUAUCGAGGCCCGGGCCAUCCAAAGUGUUUUCUUCCCUAACGAGAGGGUUGGCCAGCUCAUUGUUGGCAGCAUCAAAACAGUGAUCGGACACACUGAGGGCACCGCGGGAGUUGCCGGUGUGCUCAAGGCGUCGCUGGCAGUUCAACACGGCCAGAUUCCGGCGAAUCUUCAUUUCAAGGAUCUUAACCCUAAGAUCCAACCAUACUACACACACCUGCGCAUUCCGACUGAGACUACCCCUUGGCCGGCCGUUCCGAAAGGAUCUCCGCGCCGUGUUAGUGUCAACAGCUUUGGCUUCGGUGGCACAAAUGCCCACGCCAUCGUAGAGAGCUGGGAUGGCGCUGGCUCCCUCACAAACGGCUACGCGCUGAAUGGUAACACGCUGAAGCCACUAGGUGCAGGGCCCUUCGUCCUAUCUGCCAACUCCGGCCCAGCCUUGGCGGCAAAUGCUGGAGCGCUGGCCAGCUAUCUUCGCGCGCAUCCAGACACGGAUCUGGGCCGACUUGCCUACACUCUAUUCCGGAGGACAGACUUCCCGUUCCGAGCUGCCUUCUCUGCUACAUCUGCGGAGCAACUUACAGACAAGCUUGAAGCGGGUAAGGAUUCUCUUAAGAGCAGCUCGCGCACCGCUACCAUUCCCGAGGUCCUGCCGCCCAGGAUAUUGGGCGUUUUCACCGGCCAGGGUGCCCAGUGGGCUACCAUGGGAAAGGAGCUUUAUGGCGCUUCGAGUGUUUUCCGUAGCGCCAUAGACCAGAUGCAGCGGGCUCUCGGCUUGCUUCCCGUUGAAGAUCGCCCCGACUGGUCCCUAGUCGACCAACUUGACACGCCAGCGGCGAGUUCUCGCGUUAGCGAGGCGGUUGUUUCCCAGCCUCUCUGCACUGCUAUUCAAGUCGCUCUAGUUGAUGUCCUGCGUGCCGCUGGUGUCGAGCUCUCCGCUGUUGUCGGACACUCAUCUGGCGAGAUUGGCGCUGCAUAUGCUGCCGGCUACCUCGACGCCACCGAUGCGAUCCGGGUCGCAUACUAUAGAGGUUUCCACUCCCACCUCGCGCGAGGGCCGGGAGGGAAGCGCGGCAAGAUGAUGGCGGUCGCCAUGUCGUUGAACCAAGCGACUACUUUCUGUCGCGGGUUCUGCGGGGCGCUUGUCGUAGCUGCCAGUAACUCUCAGACGAGCUGCACCUUGGCAGGCGAUGCCGAAGCUAUCGAAGAUGCCCACGCUUGGCUGCAGGAAAACGGCACCUUUGCCCGUGUGCUGCAGGUCGACACGGCGUAUCAUUCUCAUCACAUGAAGCCAUGCGCUAUUCCUUAUCUCGAGUCCAUGAAACAGUGUGGGGUCACAAUUCAGAAGGGCCGAAAGCAGUGCCAGUGGUAUUCGAGUGUUUGGGGAUCGGAUGGCCGCAGCCGGUCAUUCAACCAGGCUGAUAGCUUGCUUCUCGAGGGCCAGUACUGGGUCGACAACAUGACGCAGCCGGUGCUUUUCAGUCAAGCACUGGCGAGAGCCCUGAACGAAGACCAGUACUUUGAUCUUGCUCUCGAAGUUGGACCACACCCUGCUCUCAAAGGGCCAAGCUCCGAGACUAUCAAAAUGUUGACCGGCCUCUCCCUUCCGUACUCAGGAGUUCUAAACCGUGGACAGAGUGCGGUCUCGUCAUUUGCAGAUGCCCUGGGGCUUCUCUGGACGUCUUUCCCAUCGUCGCGACCACUAAUCACCUUUAACGGUGUACGCAGGGCUUUCUCCAGCCGCGAGCCGCUGAAGCUUACCGUUCUGAAAGGUCUCCCAGCUUACUCGUGGGACCAUACAGGCCUCAUCUGGAAGGAGUCGAGAACAUCCCGUAGCUUCCGCGCUCAGAGCCAACCUCGUCACGAGCUUCUGGGUCAUUCUGUCACUCACGGCGAACGUGAUAAGCGCGAGGUGCACUGGAAACAGCUCCUGAGGGUGAACGAGCUCCCAUGGUUAGCCGGCCACAGAAUUCAGGGCGAAAUUUUGUUUCCGGCGUCUGGCUACUUGUCGAUGGCUUACGAGGCCGCCAUUCGAUUAGUCGACGACCGGCAGUCACUGCGUCUCGUGGAAAUACACGAUAUCGACAUUGUGCGUGCCAUGCGGCUCGAACAAGACUCCUCGGGUCUUGAAGUUGUCUUCACGGUUCGCGUUACUUCCCAGUCGGAUGACCGCAUUACCGCCGAGGUUGCCUGCUACAGCGGUGCUGUUGACUCGGUUCAGCCUUUAGAUGCCCCUCAAGGCGGACUAACAGUCCAUUUUACUGGAGGUGUGCGGCUUUUGUUCGGCGAGCCCAAUCAGGACGCCUUGCCUCCACGGAAAACGCCUCUGCUUCCCAUGGACACUCUGGACAUGGAGCAACUGUACUCAAGCCUCGCCAAAGAGGGCUUCAACUACGCCGAACUGUUCCAGGCAAAGUCAAUGCUCCGGCGGCUCCACCGUGCCGUGGUGACCGUGUCAUCACCUCCUGAGCCCUCUUCGAUGCGCGUGUGCAUGCAUCCCGCCCCCGUUGAUACUGCCUUCCAAGGUCUAUUGGCUGGCUUCUCUUUCCCGGGAGAUGGUCGUCUCGGGAGCAUCUAUCUGCCCACGCGGGUUGAAAGUGUCAGGAUCAGCAUGAUACCCUCCGGGUCGCAUGGCACUGCCCUCACCGCCGACGCUACCGUGACCUCAACGGGUAAAACCACUUUAACAGGCGAUGUAGACCUCUUUGACGCGGCGGAUGCGCGCAACCUAGUGCAAAUCCGUGGAAUUCACCUGAGCGCCGUGGGGCAACGCCGGGACCCCUGGCUCUACGCAGGCACCACGUGGGGAAGGGAUGUCAGCUGCGGAAUUGAGGAGAGUGCCAGGACCAAGCUCUCGGAAGCGGACUGGGUGCUAUACGAGCAACUCUCACGCACGGCCUACUUCUUCCUGCGUCAGCUCCGCAAGAAGAUCCUGCCCCAGGAACUGAUGCUGAUGGGCAAGUACCGGAGACACAUGAUGACUUGGGUCCUUGAGCACCUACUCCCCGAGAUUGAAGCAGGUGACCAUCCAGACAUUCGGCCUGAGUGGAAGGAUGACACGCUCGAGAUGGUGCAGCAAUGGCGUUCCAGCCAACCGCCGGACAACAACGAUAUGAACAUUCUUCACGCCAUGGGGAAGAAUCUGGUCGGCAUUGUCCGCGGAACCAUUCCUCCCCUCAGGGUGCUUACACAGGACGGCAUGCUCGACCGUCUGUACGUGGAAGGACUCGGUGCCAAGGACGGUAACAAUGAUCUUGCCGGCGUUGUAAAGCAGCUUGCCCAUCAAUAUCCGCGCAUGCGUAUCGCCGAAGUGGGAGCUGGCACUGGCGGCACUACACGGGCGGUCCUAGAUGCCUUAGGGAAUCAAUAUGCGUCCUACGCAUACACGGAUAUAUCCACCGGUUUCUUCGAAAAUGCCCGCACGGUGUUUGGCCAGCAUAGCAGCAAGCUCACUUUCAAGACGCUCAAUAUUGAAAACGAUCCAGUAGGCCAGGGAUUCCCCGAAGGAACGUUCGACAUGGUCAUUUCCUCAAAUUGUUUGCAUGCGACACGAAGUCUUGGGGAAACUCUACGUCAUUGCAGAAAGCUCCUCCGACCUGGUGGCCGCUUGGUAUUGCUGGAGAUCACCCGAGACUUCCUGCCUACACAGCUGAUUAUGUCCACACUGCCUGGAUGGUUCCUGGGCAUAGAAGACGGCCGAGUCUGGGCUCCCACCGUCAGCCUCGAGCGAUGGGACGAGCUGCUGAAGGCCAACGGGUUCUCUGGGGUGGAAGUAUUCUCGACGCCUUCCUUUUGUUCCGUUAUUGUGGCUCAGGCAGUCGAUAAGACAGUACAUCUCCUCCGCCAACCGCUUGCUGUUGCUCCAACAGCGCUUCCGCCAUUGGGCGACAUUCUCGUCGUCGGUGGUGGUGCAAUUUCGGAACUUGCUUCCCAAAUUCAGAAAGUCUUGCAGGCUGUUGCUCAUUCCAACACUGUCGCCGUACUGCCGGGACUCGAAGGCAUCGAGGUACCCAAGGGAGCAGCUGUGCUCUGUCUUAGCGAUCUGGAUAGCCCUGUGUUCCGCGACAUGAACUCGAAGAGAUUCAAAGGGUUGCAGAACGUCAUGGAGACAGCAGAAGCGGUUCUGUGGGUGACCUCAGGUGCGAAGUCAGGCAGGGAUCCUGACGCCAACAUCACUCUGGGAUUGUCGAGUACGUUGCGAGCUGAGCGCAUGGAUCUCAGGCUCCAAUUCCUCGAUGUCGAUGAGCCGUCGUCUGUUGAUCCGUCUAUGCUGGCAAAUAUGCUUCUCCGUCUCGCCUUCCAGGACCCGUCCAAGACCGACGAACUGCUGUGGAUCCAAGAGCCGGAGCUUUCCCUAAAAGAGGGCGCCCUCUACAUACCCAGGGUGCUAUCUCUUGACACCCUUAACCGUCGAUCCGCCGCAAGGCACCGACAAGUCACGCAGCUUACCAGCCUUGGGUCCGAGAACAUGGCUGUGGUGCUCGAUGAGCGCCAGGGAGCAUUUGAGCUGCAGGCUGUUCCUCUUAGCGGCGCCGGAGAAGAUGAGAUGCGCCUGCAGGUCUUGGCUUCUUCAAUUCGCACCAUGACCUGUGACGGGGACGGGCCGGUGUAUAUGUGCAUCGGUCGGGACCUUGUUUCCGGAGACAAAGUCCUCGCUCUUUCAGCUGUGAACAGCUCACUGGUCAAGGUUACCGAAAAUCACAUUUUGUAUCGCUGGCAGGACGACAAGACCACCGCUGAAGACACCGCACAUCUGCACCUCUUCCUGGUACGCGCACUUGCUAAACACCUUCUCGGCGGCUUAAAAGGGCCUACGUGGAUUCACGGCGCACCGGAUGACCUCCGCGAGGCUAUCAACGUGGUUGCUCGCGAGCAGGGCGUCGCCGUGUUCCAAACCACUUCGGAUAUGGCGAUGACUUCGAACGUCAAUUUCAUUCAUCCUUACGCGAACAAGGAAGAUCUGCAGGAUUUGCACCCCAAAGACCUACAGAAUUUUAUCAACCUAGCGAGCCAACAGCAAAGGACGUUGUCUGCGCUCAUUCGUGCUUCUUUGCAUGCCUCGACCAUCGUGAACAAGGAAGUCGCGAGCCUGACCGCCAGUUUGAGCCUCCCUGAACUCUGCAUCCUGGCCAAGCAGAGUAUGGAUGAUGGCCUGCAGGUCCCCACGGAGUCUGUUGAAUAUGUAGCCAUCGACAAAGUCUCAACCGCGACAGGCAAGAAACUGGGCCCUGCAGCUGUGGUUGAUUGGAGUGCUGCCGAUACUGUCAGCGCCCUGGUCCGCCCUCUCGAGCACCGCGGGCUGUUUGCUCGCGACAAGACAUACCUUCUUUGCGGUAUGACAGGAGACUUAGGCGUCUCGGUAUGCCUGUGGAUGGUAGACAACGGAGCCCAGAACGUGGUCUUGACCAGCCGAAACCCUAACGUCUCUCCUAGUGUCCUUGACUACCUGUCGCGCAAGGGAGCUACAGUGCGACCAAUGGCCGUAGACAUUUCAAACAUGAAUUCUCUCCGCUCUGCUUACAGCGACAUUAAGUCUAGCAUGCCGCCUGUCGGGGGCGUUAUGAACGCCGCCAUGGUGCUUCAGGAUCGCCUUUUCCAUCAUUUAUCCUGGGAGGAUUUCGCUGCCGUGUUGGCGCCUAAGAUUGUGGGAUCCAAAAACCUUGACGAGCUCUUUGGCAACGAACAGUUGGACUUCUUUGUAUGCUUCUCAUCGACGACAUCGAUUGUCGGAAGCAUUGGUCAGUCUGCCUACGCUGCCGCGAACCACUACAUGGCUAGUCUCGUCCAGCAACGACUCCAGCGUGGGCUGGCUGGCUCUGUCCUCCACAUUGCCAUCCUGACGGGCUUUGGAUACAUUUUCAGGCGUGAUUCCGAGCACGCUGAGACCAUCUACAAGGCCAUUCUUCCCCGGUUUGACAGGCAGUCGGAGACGGACCUGCACGAAAUGCUGGCCGAGGCAAUAGUUUGUGGACGUCCUGGCUCGGCCCAGUCCGCUGAGCUCAUUACUGGCAUCAGGACAGUCUUCCAGGGCGAUUGGCGUGACGACCCUCGCUUGUCCGGCUACAGCGGCCAGCAACAGCUGCAGGACGACGCUGGCCAAGAGCAAGCCGCCGGGUCUGUUAGCGUCAAGGAUCAGCUCGCUUCGGCCGAGGACGCUGCCGAGUGCCUGGUCAUACUCGAAGGCUGCUUCGCACUGUCCCUGGGCAACUUGCUUGAGAUCAACCCCGAGCAGCUGGACCACAACAUGCCCGUGGCCAACCUGGGCAUCGACUCUCUCGUGGCUAUCCGGAUCCGGGAAUGGUUCCUCAGAGAGAUGGGCGUCGAUAUGCCGGUGCUGAAGAUUAUGUCGGACAGCUACUCACUGUCGCGCAUGUGUGAUGAUGCCCUUGUGGAGUGGCGGAGACUUAACAAAUUUUAG
Messenger RNA from Penicillium atrosanguineum, 7356 nucleotides. RefSeq lists its product as uncharacterized. The record is from RefSeq and is a predicted model, not a curated record. NCBI's taxonomy places the organism in Eukaryota, Fungi, Ascomycota, Eurotiomycetes, Eurotiales, Aspergillaceae. The transcript has 5 exons. Gene Ontology annotation, biological process: secondary metabolite biosynthetic process; fatty acid biosynthetic process. Bases 1 to 7356 code for a protein of 2451 amino acids. Gene Ontology annotation, molecular function: 3-oxoacyl-[acyl-carrier-protein] synthase activity; phosphopantetheine binding; fatty acid synthase activity.